Molecule: messenger RNA, 1304 nt
Organism: Brassicogethes aeneus
Lineage: Eukaryota; Metazoa; Arthropoda; Insecta; Coleoptera; Nitidulidae
Source: the annotation of a GenBank genome assembly
UGCGGAGUUUUUUGCGCAGUUCGAAGGGCCUGUAAUGUACCCGGACCAGAAUACAUCGAAAUGGAAGAUCCCGCCUUACAAUCCUAAAAUCCCGCCCAGAGAAAUGCUAGUGAAAAAUACGGAGAUAAACUUUGGUCCUGCGCAUCCAGCCGCGCACGGGUGCUUGAGGCUCAUCUGCCAUCUAGAAGGAGAACAUGUCGUUAGACUCGACCCCCACAUUGGCCUUUUACACAGGGGCACCGAAAAGCUGUUUGAAUACAAAACGUACGGUCAAGCUUUACCGUAUUUCGACCGUAUGGACUACAUUUCUACUUUAGCGAACGAACAUCCGUACUGCCUGGCCGUUGAAAAAUUACUGAACAUUGAAGUACCGCGAAGGGCCAAGUUCCUAAGAACCAUGUUCGCGGAAAUCACGAGGAUUCAGAACCAUAUGGCUUCUUGCGCUUUUUUGUGCUUAGAUGUUGGUGCUAUAACUCCGCUGUUUUGGUUGUUUGAAGAAAGGGAAAAAUUGUACGAAAUUUGCGAGAGAGCGUGUGGUUCUAGAAUGCAUUGCGCGUACUUUAGAGUAGGCGGUGUAAGCCAGGACAUUCCUUUAGGCUUGCUUCACGAUAUCUACGAAUUGGUGAGCAAGUUUCCAGAGAGGCUGGAUGAAAUUGAAGAUGUCGUUACCAAAAACAGACUUUUCAUUCAAAGAACCAAAGGAGUGGGGGUUACGUCCGCUCACGAAGCCAUGAAUAGAGGAUUCACAGGGGUCAUGUUAAGAUCAACUGGAGUCAAAUGGGACAUAAGAAAAACCCAACCGUACGAGGUUUACGACGAAAUGGACUUCGAGGUACCGAUAACCUCAAAUGGCGACACCUAUGACAGAUAUUUGCUGCGUUUGGAGGAAGCCCGACAAUCGGUUAGAAUUGUAGAGCAAUGCAUUAAUUCCAUGCCAGAGGGCGAAAUUAAAGUCGACAACUUCAAGGUGUCGCCACCGAAAAGAGGGGAAAUGAAGACUUCUAUGGAAGCAAUCAUACAUCACUUCAAACUAUUUUCUCAAGGUUUUGGAGUGCCUCCAGGCUCAACUUUCACGACUACAGAACAUCCAAAAGGGGAAUUUGGCGUUUACCUGGUGUCUGAUGGUUCCUCAAAGCCCUAUAGAUGUCGCGUGAGAUCCCCGGGAUUCAUCCACCUAUCCGGAAUAGACUAUUUGAUGGGCAAAGGCAACUUUUUGGCCGAUUUGGUGCCGAUUGUAUGCACAAUAGACGUGGUUUUUGGCGACGUGGACCGAUAAUAUAAUACUGCACAUUUUUAAGUUUUUA